UCAUACUCCGAAACUAGCGCCAGGGGAGCCGAACAAGCAGAAGAGAUGGCGAAGUCGAAGAACCACACGGCUCACAACCAGUCGUACAAGGCUCACAGGAACGGGAUCAAGAAACCCAGAAAGCACCGUCACUCUUCAACGAAAGGGAUGGAUCCGAAGUUUCUGAGGAACCAGAGGUAUGCGAGGAAGCACAACAAGAAGAGUGGUGAAGUAGCCACAGAGGAAGAGUAAACGUGCUUCUGAAAUGUCAUUGACAAUAGUUUUGUCUCUUGCUAUUUUCUCCUUUGAAAUGCUGAGAACAAAAUGGCUUUGUUAGAAUGAUGUGGAUUGCAAUUUAACUUGUUUAGUACGAGCUUUAGCCUUGUCUGUUUUUCUGGGAUAUUACCAUUGCUGGAUGUUGAGGAUCAUACAAGUUGAGCUUGUACUGGUUCUUCUUUCAAUGUAUUGUUAUGGUUUGGUUUGAGUUC
Rhododendron vialii is the source of this 467-nucleotide messenger RNA. Its product is annotated as large ribosomal subunit protein eL29z-like. Gene Ontology annotation, molecular function: structural constituent of ribosome. The transcript is spliced from 3 exons. Gene Ontology annotation, biological process: cytoplasmic translation. NCBI's taxonomy places the organism in Eukaryota, Viridiplantae, Streptophyta, Magnoliopsida, Ericales, Ericaceae. The record is from RefSeq and is a predicted model, not a curated record. The coding region runs from base 46 to 231 and encodes 61 amino acids. Gene Ontology annotation, cellular component: ribosome; cytosolic large ribosomal subunit.